This is a messenger RNA of Pseudocercospora fijiensis CIRAD86, 675 nucleotides long. RefSeq lists its product as uncharacterized. NCBI's taxonomy places the organism in Eukaryota, Fungi, Ascomycota, Dothideomycetes, Mycosphaerellales, Mycosphaerellaceae. Bases 1 to 675 code for a protein of 224 amino acids. The record is from RefSeq and is a predicted model, not a curated record. The transcript has 2 exons.
AUGGAGCCAUUCCGCCUUGCCCUGUUUCUUUUCGCCAUUUUGAGCAUGAACAUAUUGGCUGACCGCACCUUCAAGAACUGUUCCAGUCUUGAGCAACUCCGCAUCGGAAAUAGCCUGAUAACCGCAUACAAGCUCAUCACUACCGCUAAAGUCCUCGGCACGUCUGAGUUCAUCGAGGAUACAGACUCCUCAGGUUCAUCGCAAGAGCUGAAUGAAAUGAACCAACGCUGGCGAGCAGACGUCUACAAGGCUAUCGCUAUAGAACCCGCUCAGCUCACUUUCGACUGUUCCUUCGAAAACACCACCAUCCAAGCCAUGUGCGACGCUGCUCCAUACGGAAUGCCCGAUACAGCGAACAAGCUCCCUGUGCUCCUCGUCAAAACAGACACCGGCAGUAUGGUACUCUGCAAGAACUACAUUUCUCAAGACGCUCGUUCCGCUGCGGUGCCUAUCGCUCACGAGCUGGUCGAGAUUGCGAAGAAGGAGGAGCAUAACAGGAGAGCAAAAUCAGUGAUUCAAAAUCUGAGAGCGAUAGAUUACCACGCACAGCAGAUGACUGAGAAUCUAUACAAACUUCUGCUAAGCUUGGACGAAUUCUACCUCACCGAUUUCUGGAAACGCACUAUGAAACGGUAUAGCGAGACGAUAGGCCGUAUUAAGGCAAAGUUGACGUAG